Messenger RNA from Xylaria bambusicola, 1182 nucleotides. Its product is annotated as peptidase C13 family-domain-containing protein. Lineage: Eukaryota; Fungi; Ascomycota; Sordariomycetes; Xylariales; Xylariaceae. Bases 1 to 1182 code for a protein of 393 amino acids. Gene Ontology annotation, molecular function: GPI-anchor transamidase activity. Gene Ontology annotation, cellular component: GPI-anchor transamidase complex. Gene Ontology annotation, biological process: protein localization to cell surface; attachment of GPI anchor to protein; proteolysis. The record is from RefSeq and is a predicted model, not a curated record. The transcript has 2 exons.
AUGAAGCUCUCACGAAUACUCCAACUACCGGUGCUCCUCGGUUCCGCCCUCCUCGCCCCCGACCAUCUCGUCGCUGCCGAGCACACUAGCAAUUGGGCCGUCUUGGUCGGCACCUCGCGUUUCUGGUUCAACUACCGCCACCUCGCCAAUGUCCUCUCCAUGUAUCGGACCGUCAAGCGCCUCGGCAUCCCUGAUUCGCAGAUCAUAUUGAUGCUACCCGACGACAUGGCCUGCAAUCCUCGAAAUGCCUUCCCCGGCACUGUCUAUAGCAAUUCAGACCGUGCCGUUGAUCUUUACGGCGACAAUAUCGAGGUCGACUACCGUGGGUACGAGGUCACCGUCGAGAACUUCAUCCGCUUGCUUACAGAUCGCGUGGGCGACGAGAUGCCCCGAAGCAAGCGCCUCUUGACCGACGACCGAAGCAACAUUUUGGUAUACAUGACAGGCCACGGCGGUAACGAGUUUUUGAAGUUUCAGGAUGCCGAAGAGAUCGGCGCCUUUGAUCUAGCUGAUGCCUUCGAACAGAUGUGGGAGAAGAGGAGAUAUCACGAAAUCCUCUUCAUGAUCGACACAUGCCAGGCCAAUACCAUGUAUAGCAAGCUGUAUUCGCCCAAUAUCAUUGCCACGGGGUCCUCCGAGCUUGACCAGUCAUCCUACUCACAUCAUGCCGACAGCGACGUUGGUGUGGCCGUCAUCGACCGAUAUACGUACUACAACCUCGAAUUUCUCGAGUCUGAAGUGCGGGAUCUGAGCAGCAAGAAGACAGUAGGGGACCUGUUUGACAGUUAUACGUACGAAAAAAUACAUUCCAACGCGGGUGUUCGAUACGACCUAUUCCCGGGUGGGGCAGAUGUCGCCCGGCGCCGACUGUUGACAGAUUUCUUCGGAAACAUUCAGAAUAUUGAGGUCGAUGGAAGUAAAAACGCGACGGUGGAUGACGACAUGCUGGUACUCAGUCGGACUAUUGCUCGGUUACGCGCUAUGGCAGACCAGCAGGAUCUGGAAGCCAACAACGUCACAACAUCCGCCAAUGCUAACACAAAACCCAUAAAGAGAAUCCAACCUGCCAAGUCGCUCACUAGUGAUAAUUGGUGGAGUAAGAAAAUGGUGGGAGCAACAACGUUGGCUGGAUGCGCGGCCCUGUGGAAGCUGGGGUCAUAUCUGGAAGGAUCUAGGAGUUGA